AUGUCGUCCGGACCGGUCGAGGUGUACAACGGCACGGUUGGCCAUGCCAGCAAUGGCGGUGACUCACUGACGUCUGACCUCAAUGUCUACUACUCCAGCGGCGAUUUCGCCUGGAUCAUGACAUCCGCGGCUCUCGUCUUGCUGAUGAUUCCGGGUGUGGGCUUCUUCUAUUCCGGCCUUGCCCGCCGCAAGUCGGCGCUGUCACUCAUCUGGCUCUCCAUGAUGAGUAUAGCCGUCGUCACUUUCCAAUGGUUCUUCUGGGGCUAUUCCCUGACCUUCUCCCACACCGGCGAUGCCUACAUCGGCGACCUGACCAACUUCGGCCUCAUGAAGACCCUUGCACAGCCCAGUGUGGGUGGCUCCAAGGUCCCCGACCUGCUUUUCUGCCUCUACCAGGGCAUGUUCGCCGCCAUCACUCCUGCUCUCGCCAUCGGUGCUGCUGCUGACCGCGGCCGCAUGCUUCCCUGCAUCGUCUUCAUCUUCGUCUGGUCCACCAUCGUCUACGAUCCCAUCGCCUACUGGACCUGGAACCCGCGUGGCUGGUCCUACAAGCUCGGUGGUCUCGACUUCGCCGGUGGCACGCCCGUGCACAUCUCCUCUGGCGCUGCUGCCCUGGCCUAUUCUCUGAUGCUCGGCAAGCGCACUGGCUACGACAAGGCCCACGGCCUGCCGUACCGUCCCCACAACGUCACCCACGUUGUUCUCGGAACCGUCUUCCUCUGGGUCGGCUGGUUCGGCUUCAACGGUGGCUCUGCGCUCGCCGCUAACCUGCGUGCCGUUAUGGCCUGCCUGGUUACCAACCUGGCUGCCUCUGUCGCUGGCAUCACUUGGUGCCUGCUCGACUACCGCCUGGAGAAGAAGUGGUCGACUGUCGGCUUCUGCUCGGGCGCUAUCGCCGGCCUGGUUGCUAUCACCCCGGCCUCUGGUUUCGUUCCGGCAUGGUCUGCUGUCAUCUACGGCAUCGUUGGCGCCAUCGUGUGCAACUUCGCCACCAAGCUCAAGUUUGUCCUGGGCAUUGACGAUGGACUCGAUAUCUUUGCUGAGCAUGCCGUUGGCGGUAUUGCUGGCAAUAUCCUGACGGCCUUCUUUGCUGCCGACUACAUUGCUCACCUCGACGGUGCCACCGUGAUUGACGGCGGCUGGCUCAACCACCACUGGGUUCAGCUCGGCUACCAGCUGGCCGACUGCGUUGCCGGCUUCUCCUACUCCUUUGUCCUGACCUGCGUCAUCCUGUUCCUGAUGAACCUCGUGCCCGGCCUCAGCCUGCGCGUGACGGCCGAGGAGGAGGAGCUUGGCCUCGACGAUGCGCAGCUUGGCGAGUUCGCCUACGACUACGUUGAGCUGGCCCGCACGCCGCCCGAGGCGCUGCACGGCGAGUUUGUGUCCAAUACGAGCAAUCCCGGCAGUGUCAAGGAGAGCAAGGGGGCAUCGCCUGUCUAG
This is a messenger RNA of Grosmannia clavigera kw1407, 1440 nucleotides long. Its product is annotated as ammonium transporter mep2. The record is from RefSeq and is a predicted model, not a curated record. Gene Ontology annotation, molecular function: ammonium channel activity. Gene Ontology annotation, cellular component: plasma membrane. The coding region runs from base 1 to 1440 and encodes 479 amino acids. The transcript is spliced from 4 exons. Gene Ontology annotation, biological process: ammonium transmembrane transport. Lineage: Eukaryota; Fungi; Ascomycota; Sordariomycetes; Ophiostomatales; Ophiostomataceae.